Molecule: messenger RNA, 1215 nt
Organism: Lizanozyma spartinae
Lineage: Eukaryota; Fungi; Ascomycota; Pichiomycetes; Serinales; Debaryomycetaceae
Gene: SPR1
Product: Spr1p
Exons: 2
Coding region: 1-1215 (404 amino acids)
Biological process (GO): glucan catabolic process
Cellular component (GO): extracellular region; cell surface
Molecular function (GO): glucan exo-1,3-beta-glucosidase activity
Source: RefSeq, a predicted model, not a curated record
AUGUGCAUUAAUAAUAAUGUUAAUUCGAGUGCAUUGAAGCAUAAUUCUGAAUCCAUUAGAGGAGUAAGUUUAGGAGGAUGGUUAGUUUUAGAGCCUUGGAUCACACCUUCCUUGUUUGAAUUAGCGCUGAAUAUCACCAAAAGUGUUCUAGUCGAUGAAUAUACUCUUUGUCUACAAUUAGGUCCCGAGGCUCAACCAUUGCUCAGUAGCCACUGGGCGUCUUUCAUUACCAAAUCAGAUAUUGCUUCAAUCAGUUCUAUGGGGUUCAAUAUGAUUCGUGUUCCUAUUGGCUAUUGGGCAAUACAGAAACAAGCAGGCGAUCCAUAUGUUGCUGGUCAGUUGAAGUAUUUGGAUAAAGCUAUCGAAUGGUGUAAAGAAUAUGGUUUGAAGGUUCAAAUAGAUUUACAUGGAAUGCCAGGAUCUCAAAAUGGUUUUGAUAAUAGUGGCCAAAGAACUUCACCCCCAUUAUGGUUACAGAAUGACGAUUCAUUUCAAAUAUCUGUUAAUGUCUUAAGGUUCGUAUUUGCAAAGUAUUCUCUGCAGCCUUUUCGGGAAACAAUUCAUAGCAUUGAGGUGGUUAACGAACCGUUUGGUCCUAUCCUUGGACGGUCUAAGAUCGAAGAAUUCUAUCAAUUAGCAUCAGAAAUGUCCCAAACUUAUGAUAUUCCUAUUUUCGUUCAUGACGCAUUCUUAGGCAUCGAUGCAUGGGCUGGGUUCCAAGAUACUACCCCUACUCAAGUCACUGUUGAUCACCACUUCUAUAGCAUCUUUUCGCAGGCACAAAUUGAAUGGGAUAGGGAGCUACACUUUCAAAAUGUCAUUAAAUUAGGUAAUAUGCUUGCUCAGUCAGAAAACUCCAAAGUGGUGGGGGAGUUCAGUGGAGCUCUAACUGAUUGUGCACCUUACUUAAACGGUGUAGGAUUGGGACAUCGAUUUGAUGGUACUUUACAACAAACCAUUCCAAUCGGAACUUGUUCAAACUAUAAAGAUAUAGCCAAAUGGGCCUCCGAAGAUAUAGUUAAUACUCUAAAGUUCAUUUAUUUGCAGAUCCAAGUAUAUGAAAGGUCUUGUGGAGGGUGGAUAUUCUGGACAUACAAGACAGAAGGUGCAUGGGAAUGGGAUUAUACAAAGUUGGUAGCCAUAGGAUUACUUCCUUCUACUAUAAAUCAAAUUAUAAACGACAACCAAGUGCUCAAGGACCUCUACCACCCUUAA